AUGCAGAACGUCUCUUCACAGCAGCACUUUAUCCUGAAUGGUUUUGCAGAACUGGGCGACCUGAGGCCGGUCCUCUUCGUCCCGUUCCUCCUCAUGUUCAUCGUGGCUCUGCUGGCCAACUCUCUGCUGGUUUAUGUCGUCGUUUCUCAAAGGAGCCUUCAUCAGCCUAUGAGCAUCCUCAUCGCCGGCAUGGCUUGUGUUGAUCUCUGCCUCCCAGUGUUCUUUGUUCCCAAAAUGUUGCUCAGCUUCCUGUUUGACUGGAAGGGGAUCUCUCUGAUUGGCUGCCUGGUUCAGAUGCACUUCAUUCACUUCUUUGGAGCGUUUCAGUCCACCAUCCUGUUGUGGAUGGCUCUGGAUCGAUACUUUGCUAUUUGUACGCCACUUCACUACCAUGAACUGAUGGCGCUGCAGAGAUUCCUGAAGUUUAUCGUCCCACUGGUUGUCAGAAACAUGCUCCUCAUCUCUCUGUUUGUGAGUUUGGCAGGAAAGCUGUCGUUCUGCAGGAAUGUGAUGAACCACUGUUUCUGUGAGCACAUGGCCUUGGUGGAGCUGGCCUGUGGCUCCACCGCCAUCAACAACCAUGUAGGUCUGCUUACCGUCUUCCUCAUCCCUGUGUUUGACUUCUUGUUUAUCGCUGCAUCUUACAUUCUGAUAAUCAGCACCAUGUUGAGGUCCAGCAGCACCAGCGUCAAAGCAUUACACACCUGCAUCACUCAUGCAAUGGUGAUCACGGUUAGCUUAGCCGUGGCUCUCAUUGCUUUACUUUCAUAUCGGAUAAAGAAUGAACUUCCUGCAGCUGUCCGAGUUUUCUUCAGCACCAUGUACCUGUUGUUCCCGAGCUGCUUCAACCCGAUCAUCUAUGGCAUCAGAACCACUGAGAUCAGGCAGCACAUGCUAACGACGCUGACGCACUGGAAACGAUUGGUCCAAACUGAACCUUCGUGUUCCUAA
Molecule: messenger RNA, 951 nt
Organism: Poecilia latipinna (sailfin molly)
Lineage: Eukaryota; Metazoa; Chordata; Actinopteri; Cyprinodontiformes; Poeciliidae
Product: olfactory receptor 52K1-like
Exons: 1
Coding region: 1-951 (316 amino acids)
Biological process (GO): G protein-coupled receptor signaling pathway
Cellular component (GO): plasma membrane
Molecular function (GO): G protein-coupled receptor activity; olfactory receptor activity
Source: RefSeq, a predicted model, not a curated record